Molecule: messenger RNA, 3000 nt
Organism: Brenthis ino (lesser marbled fritillary)
Lineage: Eukaryota; Metazoa; Arthropoda; Insecta; Lepidoptera; Nymphalidae
Source: the annotation of a GenBank genome assembly
AUGGAACAGACUAAAGUUAAUUCACCUCGGCUUUUUGUGUGCACCGCCAUAGAAAACAAGGAUGAAAUAGAAGAGAGAUAUGAAAGAGCUUACAACUUUUUCCAAUCUCUCGUCGCGGACUGUAGUGAAAAAGAAGCUCAUGACGCGCUUAACAAUGCUGUAUGUAAAAAUCAUGAAGACGUGUCACUUGGAAUGCUCAUGUCCAUUCUCACUGAGCCUCACAAUGCUACUAAAUGUUAUAGAGAUCUUACUCUUGUGACCAGAGAUGGAUUAACAUGCGUACUUAACAACCUGUCCAAUUUGAUCUUAGAAAGAUAUCUAAAAUUUCAAGAUACUACCCGGAAUCAGCUGUUAUGGCUAGUAAAAGAAAUGAUAAGAAAUGCAGUGACUGGUGUCGAUAGUGUGUGUUGGAAUUUGAUGCGAUAUGCAUCAGGAGGAGAUAUUACUCCUAAAAAUAUUUUCUUAGUAGAAUCUCUUUUAGAUAUUUAUAUUGACAAUAGAAUGUGGCUUGAUAAAUUCCCUGUGCUUGUGUGUAUGGUAGUAUACACAUAUUUAAGAUUAAUAGAAGAUCAUAAUAUACCACAAUUAAUGACCCUUAGACAAAAGGAAGUCAAUUUUGUUAUUGCUCUUAUUCGAGAACAUUUUAAUGAAGUCUUAACCCUUGGAAGAGACUUAGUAAGGCUACUACAAAAUGUUGCCCGCAUUCCUGAGUUUAACCAGUUAUGGCAAGAUAUUUUAAUAAAUCCAAAAACAUUAUCCCCUACAUUUACUAAUGUCAUGCAACUCCUACAAACAAGAACUUCCAGACGUUAUUUACAAUCAAGAUUGACACCUGAUAUGGAAAGAAAAUUAGUAUUUUUAACAUCUCAGGUUAGAUUUGGACAUCAUAAAAAGUAUCAAGAGUGGUUUCAGAGACAGUACCUUGCCACACCAGAAUCUCAAUCACUCAGAAGUGACAUGAUUCGCUUUAUAGUAGGGGUUAUACAUCCUACAAAUGAAUUGUUAUGUUCUGACAUAAUUCCAAGAUGGGCAGUGAUUGGAUGGCUCUUAACCACUUGUACAUCAAAUGUAGCUGCAUCAAAUGCUAAAUUAGCUUUAUUUUAUGAUUGGUUGUUUUACGAUCCUGAAAAAGAUAAUAUUAUGAAUAUUGAACCGGCGAUCCUUGUGAUGCAUCAUUCAAUGAGAUCACAUCCAGCUGUUACAGCGACUUUACUAGAUUUUCUUUGCCGGAUUAUUCCAAAUUUCUAUCCACCAUUUGCUGAUAAAGUAAAACAAGGUAUUUUCAAUUCUUUACACCAAAUUAUAGAAAAAAGAGUAUUGUCUAAUUUGCAGCCCUUAUUCGAUUCACCUAAACUAGAUAGAGAAUUAAGAACAACAGUAAGAGAAACUUUUAAAGAAUUCUGUGUCAAUGGAAAUGGAGAAGGUGUAUCUGGAAUUCAUGUUGAAGGCACUGAUGACUUACCCAGAGGUGGGCCCGAUGAACCAGCAUUUUCUGAUGAUGAAGAUGAUCCUCCACCGAUUAUUGCAGAAGACACUGAUGAUGACGAUCUACCAUUGUCAGAAGUUCGCGCUCGCGAAAGGCCUGAAUUGGCGGCUGCCUUGCCACUAUUAUUACGGCCAUUUGCUGAGACAUUGUUAGAUGAUCGAUCAUCUUCAGCGGCCACUGCAUUAUUGAAUGCGUGCACCACUCCAAUGCCGACUCCUACGGCUCUUGCAGAUUUGUUCGCAGCAACACUGCAAGAAGCGCCUCCAUUACGAAUUACACGUAAUCCAUCUCCAGCAGAACUAGAGGACGCUCUAAAUUCACCAGUAUUUUCAAUGUUUAAUUAUCUUGUUCGAGGUGGUGAUAUCACAGAAGCAAAGAGAAAAUUAGUUUUAGAAACAUUUAAAGAAAUUUAUUCACAGAAUUCUGUUCACAGUGUAGGUUACUGCUUAUUGUUCUAUCUGAAAGUAUGUUAUGAAAGGGCUCGACGUGCAGAGCGUGAUCCAGUAAAAAAAAGAAAUGUUAAAUUCAAAGCUGACAUAUAUAAAGAGUAUUGUAGUUACUUAGAGUUGAAACUUGCUGAGAGUUUAGCAGAUGACUUUGAAAAGUGUCAAGAAUGUGAUGCCAAUGUACUUGUCUGGUUGAUUCCAGAUGUUUAUAGAGAGUUUAAAGACCAGGUCCAAAACCACAUCAGAUUGUUACAUAUAAUUGUGUCUACAUUAGACGCAGGGCAGUUGCAAAAACUUGUAUGUCUAACACUACAAGGCAAUUUAAUGAUGUUUAAAUCUGAUGAUAUAACAACUAUGCUUUCCACUAGUCUUGGAUGGGAAACAUUUGAACAGUAUUGUCUCUGGCAACUUCUAACAGCACAUGAAAUAUCAGUUGAAGAUGUACUGCCAAUAAUUCCUAAACUGUCUUAUAAAGAUCAUGCCGAAGCUCUGACAUCUGUACUUUUAAUGUUAAAGCAAGAGCGUCCCACAGCAGAUGUACUAAGGCAAAUGUUUUGCAGAACGCUUGAUGAAGAGGAUACAUUUGUUGUUUCAACAGUUAUGUACUGGUGUCAGGACUAUGAAGACAAAGUUGCAGACUUGUUAGCUGUUUUAUUAAGCUCAAGAUACCCAGGCACUAGUCCCAAUAAGAGAAAACGUCCUGGAAAACAUAACAUUCCACCAAACGCGCCACCUUCGGCAGAACUAAUUUUAGGUCACUUAGAUCAAAUAAGAGCAUGUUGUGUUGAGCAAGAUGAUAUGUCAAUUUUUAACAUGGAAUGUAUACAGAAAGCUCUACAGCAGUCACAGUCGCAUAGUAGUGAUAGUUUAAAGAGACAAUAUAGUGAUCUGUUUUCAUUAGCUUGGGAAGAUGAACUUCCUAUUUCAAGAAGAGCAAGAAAAUUAGUUUCAAAUUCAUUAUUAACUAUUAAUCCUAACUUACAUUCAUCAAAUGAAGAUAGUGAGGAGGAAGAAAUUGUUAAACCAAAACAAGCCAAGCGACGAAAGAAAGCUAUAUCAGAUAGCGAU